CCUGCUUCAUUUCAUUGAGAAGGAGGAUUCAAACUUCCGGUACUGUCAUGGCGACAUGGUGCUGUGUCUGCUAAAAUAAAGAAAAAUAACUCCCAUCAACAUCGGAUUUUGAGCAUUAACUGGUUGCAAAUAGCAGAGGAAUCAUUAUUUAUACGGAUAAUUCAGGUGGCCCAUCGCGGCUCGCACCCGGCCGGCCAUGGCGGCGCAUAAACCCGUGGAAUGGGUUCAGGCCGUAAUUAGUAGAUUCGACGAGCAGCUUCCAGUUAAAGUGGGCCAACAGAACACUCACACCAAAGUCAGCACGGAGCACAACAAGGAAUGUCUGAUCAACAUCUCCAAGUAUAAGUUCUCACUGGUGAUCAGUGGCCUCACGAACAUACUGAAGAAUGUGAACAACAUGCGAAUAUUUGGGGAGGCUGCGGAAAAGAACCUGUAUCUCUCUCAGCUCAUCAUCCUUGACACACUGGAGAAGUGCCUUGCUGGGCAACCGAAGGACUGCAUGCGUCUGGACGAGACCAUGCUGGUGAAGCAGCUGCUGCCAGAAAUCUGUCACUUCAUCCACACCUACCGCGAGGGCCACCAGCACGCCGCCGAGCUCCGUAACUCCGCCUCCGGGGUCCUAUUCUCCCUCAGCUGCAACAACUUCAACGCUGUGUUCAGCCGCAUCUCCACCAGGUUGCAGGAGCUCACCGUGUGUUCGGAGGACACAGUGGAUGUCCAUGACAUUGAGCUCAUCCAGUACAUCAAUGUGGACUGUGCCAAGCUUAAGAAACUGCUCCAAGAGACGGUGUUUAAAUUCAAAGCCCUCAAGAAGCCUGCCCAGCUAAGUGUCAUCAACAGUUUAGAGAAGGCCUUCUGGAACUGGGUGGAGAACUACCCUGAUGAGUUCACCAUGCUGUACCAGAGGCCGCAGACAGACAUGGCCGACUGUGCAGAGAAGCUGUUUGACCUGGUGGACAGUUUUGCUGAGAGUGCCAAGAGGAAGGCAGCCGUGUGGCCACUGCAGAUCAUCCUCCUCAUCCUCUGUCCCGACAUCACACAGGACCUCUCCAGAGAGACCGUGGAGGACACCAAGGUCAACAAGAAACUGUUCCUGGAGAACCUAAGGAAGGCCCUGGCCGGCCACGGGGGCAGUAAACAGCUGACUGAGAGUGCUGCCAUCGCCUGUGUCAAACUCUGCAAGGCCUCCACCUACAUCAACUGGGAGGAUCACUCUGUCAUCUUCCUCCUGGUGCAGUCCAUCGUGGUGGACCUCAAGGCCCUGCUCUUCAACCCAGCCAAGCCUUUCUCAAGAGGAGCGGGAAGCCAGAACGCAGAUGUGGACCUCAUGAUCGACUGCUUCGUCUCCUGUUUCCGCAUCAAUCCCCACAACAACCAGCACUUUAAGGUCUGCCUGGCGUCAUCCUCCCCUCCCUCCUUUCACUUUGUCCUGGUCAACUCCCUACACAGAAUCAUCACUAAUUCUCCGUUGGACUGGUGGCCGAAGAUCGACGCUGUGUACUGCUACUCAGGAGAGCUGAGGGUCAUGUUUUCUGAGACACUGGGCCACGUGAUGAGGGGCUGCAGUACACACGCUCCCCUACGCUCUACUCCGAGUCUGACCUUCAAGGAGAAGAUGACCAGUCUGAAGUUCAAGGAGAAGACCACAGACCUGGACACGCGGAGCCUCCUGCUGGCCCUGGUCAAGCUCAUCCACUCUGACCCUAAACUCAUGCUGCAUAACCCGGGUAAGCAGGGUCAGGAGAUCCAGAGCAGUACAGCAGAGCUGAUCACCGGCCUGGUGCAGCUAGUGCCUCUGGCCAACAUGGGAGAGUGUUCACAGGAGGCCAUGGAGGCCCUCUUGGUCCUGCAUCAACCUGAGACCAUAGAACUGUGGAACCCAGAUGCUCCCAUUGAGACCUUCUGGGAUAUCAGUUCUCAGGUCCUCUUCUUCAUCUGUAAGAAGCUGGUUGGCCACCAGAUGAUCAACAGCACAGAGAUCCUCAAGUGGCUGAGGGAGAUCCUCAUCUGCAGGAACAAGUUCCUCCUCAGGAACAAGGUAGGUUACUGCGUUGUGUGUUAUGUAUUCCUUAUACCUCUGUUUCAUCCAGGAAGGCACAACAGUGUAUAAUGUUCAGGAAUUUUCUUUGUAUAACAGAUAUAUACUUCUGACAUGCAGAGUUGGGAAAAUGGCAGCUCUAUGUAUGACAUUUCUACAUACAUUCUGAACACCCUCCUGAACGUGAUCUCUGUUCUAACACUCUGUCCUGUCUUCCUCCCCCAGGAGCGGGCCACGGUGGGCAGUGGCAUCCCCAUCUGUAGACAGGCCCAGACCAAGCUGGAGGUGUGUCUCUACAUGUUCCUGUGGAGCCCUGAUAUGGAGGCCGUUCUAGUGGCCAUGUCCUGCUUCAGACACCUGUGUGAGGAGGCUGAGGUCCGCUGUUGCGUGGAUGAGGUCCCGGUACAGACUAUCCUGCCCAACUACAACACCUUCAUCGAGUUUGCCUCCGUCAGCAACAUGAUGUCCACAGGCCGCUCAGCCCUGCAGAAGAGAGUGAUGGCUCUGUUGAGGAGGAUCGAACAUCCUACUGCAGGAAACAAAGAGGCAUGGGAAGACACGCAUGCAAAAUGGGAGCAGGCAACCAAAUUAAUCCUCACCCAUCCCAAAACUAAGCUAGAGGAUGGCCAGGAGUGGAUCAACAUGACGGGCUUCCUGUGUGCUCUGGGAGGUGUGUGUCUGCAGCAGCGCAGCGCCCCAGGCCUGGCCACCUACAGCCCCCCCAUGGGGCCUCUCAGCGAGAGGAAAGGCUCCAUGAUCUCCAUGGGCUCCUGUGAGGGGAACACGGAGACGCCCCUGGGCCGCUUCCUGGACCGCCUGCUGUCCCUCAUGGUGUGCAGCCAUGAGAAGGGUGUUCAGAUCCGGACUAAUAUUAAGGACCUAGUUGGCCUGGAGCUCAGCCCGGCUCUCUACCCCAUGCUCUUCAACAAACUCAAGAACGGCAUCAGCCGCUUCUUCGACGCACAGGGGCCGGUCCCAAUCAAUGACACCAACACCCAGUUUGUGGAGCAGACGAUCGCCAUCAUGAAGAACCUACUGGACAACCACACUGAGGGCAGCUCAGAGCACCUGGGACAGGCCAGCAUAGAGACCAUGAUGCUCAACCUGGUCCGGUAUGUGCGUAUCCUAGGCAACAUAGUGCAUGCCAUCCAGAUCAAGACCAAGCUGUGCCAGCUGGUGGAGGUGAUGAUGGAGAGACGAGACGACUUGUCCUUCUGCCAGGAGAUGAAGUUCAGGAACAAGAUGGUGGAGUACCUGACAGACUGGGUGAUGGGUACCUCAAACCAAGCGGCUGACGAUGACGUCAAGUGUCUUACCAGGGACCUGGACCAGGCCAGUAUGGAGGCGGUGGUGUCUCUGCUAGCUGGCCUGCCCCUCCAGCCUGAGGAGGGAGAUGGAGUGGAACUGAUGGAGGCCAAGUCCCAGCUCUUCCUCAAGUACUUCACCCUGUUCAUGAACCUGCUGAAUGACUGCAGCGAGGUGGAGGAUGAUGGGCAACAGGUGGCAGGGAGGAAGAGGGGCAUGUCCCGACGUCUGGCCUCCCUCAGACACUGCACCGUCCUGGCCAUGUCCAACCUCCUCAACGCCAACGUGGACAGCGGCCUCAUGCACUCCAUCGGUCUGGGCUACCAUAAGGACCUGCAGACUCGGGCCACCUUCAUGGAGGUGCUGACUAAGAUCCUGCAGCAGGGAACAGAAUUUGACACACUGGCAGAGACGGUGCUGGCAGACCGCUUCGAGAGGCUGGUAGAGCUGGUCACCAUGAUGGGAGAUCAGGGAGAGCUGCCUAUCGCCAUGGCUCUGGCCAACGUAGUGCCCUGCUCCCAAUGGGAUGAGCUGGCGCGGGUGCUGGUGACUCUGUUUGACUCGCGCCACCUCCUUUACCAGUUGCUGUGGAACAUGUUCUCCAAGGAGGUGGAGCUAGCAGACUCCAUGCAGACUCUGUUCAGAGGAAACAGUCUAGCCAGCAAGAUCAUGACCUUCUGCUUUAAGGUGUACGGGGCCACGUACCUGCAGAAGCUGCUGGAGCCUCACCUCAGAGGGGUCAUCGCUGCCCCAGAGUGGCAGCUCAUCAGCUUCGAGGUGGAUCCCACCAGGCUUGAGCAGAGUGAGAUCCUGGAGGAGAACCAGAGGAACCUGCUGCAAAUCACCAACCGCUUCUUCCUGGCCAUCAUCAACUCCUCCACAGAGUUCCCCCCUCAGCUGCGCAGUGUCUGUCACUGCCUGUUCCAGGCAACUUGCCACUCUCUACUGAAUAAAGCCACAGUUAAAGAGAAAAAGGAAAGCAAAAAAGCAGUGGUCAGCCAGCGUUUCCCCCAGAACAGCAUAGGGGCGGUGGGCAGUGCCAUGUUCCUCCGUUUCAUCAACCCUGCCAUAGUGUCACCCUAUGAGGCAGGCAUCCUGGAUAAGAAACCUCCUCCCAGGAUAGAGAGGGGAUUGAAGCUCAUGUCCAAGAUCCUGCAGAGCAUUGCCAACCAUGUUUUAUUCACCAAAGAGGAGCACAUGAGGCCUUUCAAUGACUUUGUCAAAAGCAACUUUGAUGCAGCUAGAAGGUUUUUCCUGGACAUUGCAUCAGACUGCCCUGCCAGUGACUCCGUCAACCACAGCCUGUCCUUCAUCAGUGAUGGCAAUGUUCUGGCCCUGCACCGGCUGCUGUGGAACAACCAGGAGAAGAUAGGACAGUACCUCUCUAGCAACAGGGAUCACAAGGCAGUAGGGAGACGGCCGUUUGACAAGAUGGCCACCCUCCUAGCCUACCUGGGGCCCCCAGAGCACAAACCUGUGGCUGACACCCACUGGUCCAGCCUCAACCUCACCAGCUCCAAGUUUGAAGAAUUUAUGACAAGACACCAGGUACAUGAGAAAGAGGAGUUCAAAGCCCUGAAGACCCUCAACAUCUUCUACCAGGCUGGCACCUCAAAGAACGGCAACCCUGUCUUCUACUACAUCACACGCAGAUUCAAGACGGGCCAGAUUAACGGUGACCUUCUCAUCUACCACGUGCUGCUGACCUUGAAGCCCUAUUACGCCAAGCCCUAUGAGAUUGUGGUGGACCUGACCCACGCCGGACCCAGCAACCGCUUCAAGACUGACUUCCUGUCCAAGUGGUUUGUGGUGUUCCCGGGCUUCGCCUACGAGAACGUGGCUGCCAUCUACAUCUACAACUGCAACACGUGGGUGAGGGAGUACACUAAGUACCACGAGAGACUGCUGACAGGCCUGAAGGGGAGCAAGAAGCUGCUGUUCAUUGAUUCACCAGUGCGGCUUGCGGAGCACGUGGAGCCUGACCAGCAGAAGCUGCCUGCGGCCACGCUAGCCUUGGAGGAGGACCUCAAGGUGUUCCACAACGCCCUCAAACUGGCCCACAAGGACACCAAGGUCUCCAUCAAGGUGGGCUCCACAGCUGUCCAGGUGACGUCAGCAGAGCGUACCCGGGUCCUGGGUCAGUCGGUCUUCCUCAACGACAUCUACUACGCCUCAGAGAUAGAGGAGAUCUGCCUGGUGGAUGAGAACCAGUUCACGCUUACCAUCGCCAACCAGGGCACGCCGCUCACCUUCAUGCACCAGGAGUGUGAGGCCAUCGUCCAGUCCAUCAUCCACAUCAGGACGCGUUGGGAGCUGUCCCAGCCGGACUCCAUCCCCCAGCACACCAAGAUCAGGCCCAAAGACGUGCCGGGGACCCUGCUCAACAUUGCCCUGCUCAACCUGGGCAGCUCUGACCCCAGCCUCAGAUCAGCGGCCUACAACCUGCUCUGUGCCUUGACCUGCACCUUCAACCUGAAGAUAGAAGGCCAGCUGCUGGAGACGUCGGGCCUGUGUAUCCCUGCAAACAACACCCUCUUCAUAGUGUCCAUCAGCAAGACACUGGCCGCCAACGAACCACACCUCACCCUGGAGUUCCUGGAAGAGUGUAUCUCUGGCUUCAGCAAAUCUAGUAUUGAGUUGAAACACCUGUGUCUGGAGUACAUGACACCCUGGCUGCUCAACCUGGUGAGGUUCUGUAAGCACAAUGACGACGCCAAGCGCCAGCGUGUCACCGCCAUCCUGGACAAGCUCAUCACCAUGACUAUUAACGAGAAGCAGAUGUACCCUUCUAUCCAGGCUAAGAUCUGGGGUAGUCUAGGACAGAUAACUGACCUGCUAGACGUGGUGCUGGACAGCUUCAUCAAGACCAGCGCUACAGGAGGCCUGGGUUCCAUCAAGGCGGAGGUCAUGGCUGACACAGCUGUGGCGCUGGCCUCCGGGAAUGUCAAGCUGGUGUCCAGCAAGGUGAUCAUCCGCAUGUGUAAGAUCAUCGAUAAGACGUGUCUGUCUCCCACGCCCACCCUGGAGCAACACUUGAUGUGGGAUGACAUCGCCAUCCUGGCCCGUUACAUGCUGAUGCUGUCCUUCAACAACUCUCUGGACGUGGCCACUCACCUGCCCUACCUGUUCCACGUGGUCACUCUGCUGGUGGCCACCGGCCCCCUGUCCCUCCGCGCCUCCACACACGGCCUGGUUAUCAACAUAAUCCACUCCCUCUGUACCUGCUCCCAGCUCAACUUCAGUGAGGAGACCAAGCAGGUACUGAGGCUGAGCCUGACAGAGUUCUCCCUGCCUAAGUUCUACCUGCUGUUCGGCAUCAGUAAGGUCAAGUCUGCUGCGGUCAUCGCCUUCCGCUCCAGCUACCGCGACCGCUCCUUCUCCCCCGGGUCCUACGAGAGGGAGACCUUCGCCCUGUCCUCCCUGGAGACAGUCACCGAGGCCCUGCUGGAGAUCAUGGAGGCCUGUAUGAGGGAUAUCCCUGGCUGUAAGUGGCUGGACCAGUGGACAGAGCUGGCUCAGAGGUUUGCGUUCCAGUACAACCCGUCCCUGCAGCCCAGAGCCCUGGUGGUGUUUGGCUGCAUCAGUAAGAGGGUGACCCAUGGCCAGAUCAAACAGAUCAUCAGGAUCCUCAGCAAGGGUCUGGAGAGCUGUCUAAAGGGACCUGAUAACUACAACAGCCAGGUGUUGAUAGAAGCCACAGUAAUAGCUCUCACCAAGCUGCAGCCUCUCCUCAACAAGGACUCCCCCAUGCACAAGGCUCUGUUCUGGGUGGCCGUGGCUGUGCUCCAGCUGGACGAGGUCAACCUCUACUCUGCCGGCACCGCCCUGCUGGAGCAGAACCUUCACACACUGGACAGCCUCAGGGUCUUCAACGACAAGAGUCCAGAGGAGGUGUUUAUGGAGAUCAGGAAGCCUCUGGAGUGGCACUGUAAACAGAUGGACCACUUUGUGGGCCUCAACUUCAAUUCCAACUUCAACUUUGCACUAGUGGGUCACCUGUUGAAAGGGUACAGACACCCCUCCCCCAACACAGUGGCGCGGACCAUCCGGAUUCUCCACACACUGCUAGCCCUGGUGGGAAAACACCUCAACUGUGACAAGUUUGAGGUGAACACCCAGAGUGUGGCCUACCUGGCAGCUCUCCUCACUGUUUCAGAAGAAGUCCGCAGCCGCUGUAGCCUCAAGCACAGGAAGUCCCUGCUCCUCUCGGAAGUUACCAUGGAGAAUGUUCCCAUGGACACGUACUCUGUGCACCACAGCGACCCCUGCUGCAGGACUCUUCGGGAGAGUCAACCGUGGACAUCCCCCAAGGUGUCAGAACGCUACCUAGUGGCUCACUACUCCUCGGUGGGGCAGAUCAGCCCCCGCACACGCAAGUCCAUGAGCCUGGACAUGGGCCAGCCUUCCCAGGCAAACACUAAGAAACUGCUGGGCACUAGGAAGAGUUUUGAUCACUUGAUAUCAGACAACAAAGCACCAAAGAGGCCAGAUAUGGAGUCUGGCAUCACUACGCCACCGAAGAUGAGGAGGGUGGCGGAGAACGAUUAUGAAAUAGAAUCGACCCAAAGAAUCUCCCACCACACCCUGAGGAAGGUGUCUGUGUCAGAGUCCAACGUGCUGCUGGAUGAAGAGGUUCUCACAGACCCCAAGAUUCAGGCUCUGCUGCUCACGGUCCUGGCUACGUUGGUGAAGAAUACAACAGAUGAUUUUGACCAGAGAAUCCUCUACGAGUUUUUAGCUGAAGCUAGUGUUGUCUUCCCUAGGGUCUUUCCAGUUGUUCACAACCUGCUGGACUCGAAGAUCAACACCCUCCUCUCACUGUGCCAGGACCCUAACCUCCUAAACCCCAUCCAUGGCAUCGUGCAGAGUGUGGUUUACCAUGAGGAGUCACCCCCACUGUACCAGCCCUCCUACCUACAAAGCUUUGGGUUUAAUGGUCUAUGGAGAUUCGCUGGGCCCUUCUCAAAGCAAACCCAGAUCCCGGACUACGCUGAGCUGAUAGUGAAAUUCCUGGAUGCUUUGAUUGACACGUAUCUGCCGGGGAUCGACGAGGAGACGAGCGAGGAGUGUCUGCGUACGCCCACGUCGCCCUACCCCCCGCCGGGCCAGAGCCAGCUCAGCAUCACAGCCAACCUCAAUCUCUCCAACUCCAUGACCUCACUGGCCACCUCCCAGCACUCCCCAGGAAUCGACAAGGAGAAUGUGGAACUCUCUCCGACCACGGGUCACUGCAACAGCGGACGCACGCGCCACGGCUCUGCCAGCCAGGUGCAGAAGCAGCGCAGUGCAGGCAGCUUCAAACGGCCCAGCAUCAAGAAGAUCGUAUGAGAGAGGCCCACCACUAGGACCCCUUACUGGGGUCGCCCACGCCAGUCAUCAUGCUGCACUUUUACUCCAACUAUCCUAUCUCUCGUUCUAUCUUUCUCAGCCUUGAUUCUCCUCAGUUUCCGUUGUUUUUUUUUGUGUUUUUUUUUUACCCUAAACUGUCCAGUCAGCCAUAUUUGCUUGACGAUCAAGAACUCUGAAUAUGAUGCAGUUUUGUUUAUGAAACAGUCAGUGUAUGAGAUGUCAUUGAGAAAGAGUCUGGCGGUUAUUAUGUUUUGUGUAUUUUUGUCACAUCGGAAACCUUUUUUUAAAACAGCAUAAAUUGAAAGAAAGCAUUAACAUUGACAACACAGCAGUAAAAGUAGGGAACAUUGUGUCUGAAGCCAUUUUGUUGUCUUGCUUCUUUCUGGUUUUAAUUUUUGUUUCAUAAUGACAAAGUAUUACGAGAAGACCAUUUCUGUGAUUUGCACAAUUUUCUGUAAUUCAACAUGCUUGUACGCUUUUUUGGGGGGUCUUUUCUAAGUGGUGUUAGUAGGACAUUUUUCUUCAAGUUGAGAGAGCUUUGCCAAUGGGGCUGAACGACAUCAAAGGACAAGCUGCAGAUGCAUCUCAUUGGGACACAUGGCCAUGAAGAGGCAUUGUGCCUUGGGACCCAGCGUUGAGGAAAGGGAUCCCUCUCACCCACCAGAGAGACGCUACAGAGGGAGAGCACUACCCACACACACACACACACACCAUUGUGGAGGAAAUUGCUGAAUACCCUAAACCCUCCUGUAGUAGCAACAUCUGUGAAAAGCAUGACCAACAACAGACAUUAGUGGUUUACUGUGUUAUUGGGGGCUGGACUAUCAAUUGGCCCUGUUUUGAGCUGUGUCGUGGACAAUCUAAUGAUGGCCAAGCCAUGUGUCUUUAUUGAUUAGUGAUUGUCAAAGCUGUGGGGAUUUCUGUUAGGCAGUUUUUUUAUUCCCACAUGAAAGUCAGAGAGGGCCAACUAGGUGUCAGGUUGAUGUUUAUUGUCAUAAGUCUUGUCCUAGAGGCAGAACUGAGCGAUUUUCCCCUUAGAUAGCCCAGCUGUAAAGUCAAAAUUGGCUAUAUUGUACAAAAAAAUCAUGAAAACUUAGUGCUAGAUUUGAUGAUUUUGUGGCUGUGCCAGCUAGUGACCACUGUGGGGCUGCCUCUAGAACUAGAUUUGUGAUGGGAAAAACGCUAACCUGCCAGGUGGGCCACUCUGGUGUUGGAGGACAGCAGCCCUGCAGGUUUCAGAGCUUUUGCUUUUAAUCAGCACCCUAUUCACGUUUUAUAUCACUAUGUCAAGGAAAGUAAAGGAGGAAAAUCUAGAAAACAGGAAUCGAUAUUGGCCUAUGUCGGAAAUUUGGAUUGGACAUUUGAAAUUGUCCUUAGCUUUGAGAUUUGAAAUAUAUCUAUAGUGGUAGUCUUUCUCAGUAAUAUUUGUUUCAUUCUUGCCCCAAUUUACUGUAAACACAUACAAACCAUAAACUUGGGAGGUUGUUUUGUUCAUUGUGUGCCUUUUCUAGGGUUUUCAGAUGUUUAUAAUGAAAUGAGAAAUGAAAAAAUUGCUUCAUACAGCAUUAAAGGUAUUGUAGAUGGUUACUCUGCAUAAAUGUAUAUUUAUAUAUACAGUUGAGUAUUGUAAACAAUACCUUAUGAAUGACAAGCAUACAGGCAUUAUUAAUCUGCUGCCUGGUAAUUGCCUUGUAUGGUUAAAUAUUUAUGUAAAACAUUAACAUUCGGUACCUCUUGUCAAAACAAGUAUUCACACACAAAUUCCAUGACACUAGGGACCAGAUUUGCUGAGUGAGUGCAUGUGCAAAUGUUGCACCUGUUUUGUCAAGAGUGAAUGAUAUUGAAGUCAGAACAGUGAUGGCUUUUAUGUUUGUUUUUAUCUUUGUUUUAGGGAAAUUGGUGCCAAUUAUGUUCUGGUUCAAAAGCUUUAGUAAAUCUGUCCCUGUUUAUGAUGUAAAUAGUACAAUAAGGUAUUUGUUAUAUAGUAAUUACAAUGACAUAGUUGUGAUUUGUUUUAGUGAGCUUUGAAUUUUAUCAUUGCAAAAGUCUGAUUUAAUUUGAAAAUUUUGAAAUUUGAAAUAUGGAUUAAUUAAACUAUGUUGUAAUUAAUCACCUCAAGACACACACCUGCUGAAUAGUGUUCUCCAUGUUUAAAAUCAGCAUAAGGAAAUAAUGCCAAAAAAUAACUUUGCGCGGGAUUGAGACUAUGGUUAGGCUGUCUGUUCGCAGAUAGAACUGUGUGUAUUGGGAGUACAGCUGCACCGGGUGUUAUUGGCCCUUUUGCCAUUGUCUUCCCCUCAUUAGUCCGUAGUGUGGCAUGUGUAAAGGUUUAGGCAGACAUAGGGGUCAGUUCCAUGAUGCAGUGCGGCAGGUCCUGGGAUGCUGCACCAAAGACUGGCAAAUCCGUUCGGUAGUUUUAUCAUUGUUGACUUUCUCUCAGCCUUUGCAGUUGGUCCAGUAGGCCUUGCACAGAUAGACGUGUGGCAAACAGAGACGUUCCUUUCUCUAACAACAUGGUGCAGUUUGUUAGGCAGCAGAGGAGUUCUCUGGUCACACUAUUCAAUUUCCUCGUGGAGCCUGGUUCCUAAUUUCUGCUGUUUGAGGUUGUGUACCAAGAAACCAACCAGUGCCAUACACGGAGUCUCGCUGAAGUCAUGGUUGUUUCGGAAGCUUGUGCCAACUCCUUCAGAAUUUUUCUUAAGUGUGCUUGUUAACAUUGAUGUUAAUCCUGGGGUCAAACACAAUUCCAUUAGACAUUUUUGACUUGCUUUUGCGAAGGCCAGCGUGUGCAUUAAAUGAAUUAUGUAAACUGAGUAGGAGUCGGUGUAUAGGGAUGGGGGAAGGGAGGAUAUGAAAACUGACCGUUUUAGUUUUUCACCUACAUCCAGACAUUUUAACAAUCAACAACCAUGCUCAACCCUACAUUUAUUUUCUUAUUCUAUUAAUCUGGUUUAGAUUGGACAUGAUGACCACAAGAAAAUGAACAAUGUGCACACUUAGUUUUUUCCAAAAUCAAAGUGUGUUGGUGCUGUUGAGAGGUAAUGAACCUUGUGUAAUGAAGUUGAUUCCAAAUGCCUAGAUUUUGUUUACAAACGUUAAUAUACUUGAAUCAGGAGGCUAUGUCAAGAAGAAGUAGUUCCUCAUCAUGGAAAGGGAAAAAAAUAAGUUUUCAGAAGUCAAAUGGAACAAGUUUACCAAACACAACAUUUCAAAAGAUGAAAGGAAACCAAAGUUUAGGAACUGCAAUAUAGUACACACACAAACUCGGAAACUACUGUGUUUGAUAAGCAGUCCUCCGAGAGAAGUCUAAUGUACUAAUCCACAACUUAGUUUGAUUUCAUAUGGGGGUGAGAGAUGAUUCAAGUAGUGAAAGAGAGAUGGAACAAGCUAUGAAUCAAUGCAAACCAUGUUUUCUGUUUGUAUGUGCUUUUUGUACAGUUAACGAUAAUUAUAAACACAGCAUUCUUCAUAAUAUGCUAUGAUGUGUGUAUUGUAAAAAAAAAACAUAUUUAGUUCUGGCCUCAUUAGACUUUAGGAACUACAGAUCUCUGUUUCUAGCUCAUAUGCUUUGAAGGAUAAACCCAACCAACUGAUUUUAUUUGUAAUUUAUUUUACAGUGUAAACCAGACAGAGCACACUUUGUAUAUUCAAUGGAUCCCUCUUUCUCAGUGUCUCUUCAUAAAGGGUAGGCCAGAAGGAAUGUGUUUGCCUUGCUUUUACGGCAUGGAAAUGUGCCACUUUAAAGAACUGAAAAGAAUUGUCCUAAUUUGAGUGAAUUGAACAUUUGUCUGUUCAUGUGAAAUUGAAAAUGGUCACUUGAAGGCUCUAAAAUGUACUAGCAGUAGCUCAGGAGGGACAGUAUUAUAGAUAGCAGUUAACCACUUUGUUCAAUGCAAAGAAAAAACAAUGUCAAAAUAGCUUUUCUCCUCAAACAUUGCUUUAAUAUACAGUAAUGGCCAAUUGGUCUUCCUUUUAAGAUGGUAAAGUAUAGAAAUGAUAGCCGAAAAGUUUUGGAUGCAGAGCACCAUACCACCUGUUAUCACACCAUUUAACAGACAAACAUAUUGGGAUCAGAAACUGUCUCCGAAAGGUCGACUGAACUCUGUAAAUGUAUUGUAGGUUUUCAUAAUUCUCAACUGAAGUCAAUUGUGUCUUGCACUGGUGUGAUAUCUCCUAAUUUGGCACACAUCUCAAGGUUAUGCAAAAUAUUUUUAACCAUUGGCCACUGUUUUACUGUUUCUUUCCCUCAUGUUUUAUGCAGUAAGCUCCACCUCUGUAAAUAAUUUUGUGUAAAAAUUGAUAAAGGUAUAUUUACUACACUGUAAAUACAUGUGAUGAUAUUGUAUUAUUUAGCUUUUUGUAAAGCAGUUAGUUGCUGUACAUGUAAAACAUACAAAUUGAAUGAUUCUAGUGUUAGUAAUGAUAACCUCUCCAUCAUGUCACUGCAUUGUGUCAUUAAAUAUAUUGAGGAAAAUAAAGGAUUAAAUCGAGGAUAUAGAUGACUGUGUACUCUAAAACCUCCACUGUAUGAUCGGUUGCUGUCCUCAUCUGACAUUUACAGAUGUUGCCCUAAUAAAUAAUUUCUGUCCAAA
Molecule: messenger RNA, 13284 nt
Organism: Oncorhynchus gorbuscha (pink salmon)
Lineage: Eukaryota; Metazoa; Chordata; Actinopteri; Salmoniformes; Salmonidae
Gene: nf1b
Product: neurofibromin 1b
Exons: 57
Biological process (GO): regulation of GTPase activity
Source: RefSeq, a predicted model, not a curated record